AUGUCACCCAAUCCACUCUCCGAAGCCAACGAUGGCUCUACAGCCGUCUCGUCCAAAACCUCGCUCCUCUGGGCCUACCAACUCCGCAAGGAACACAUCCACCUCGUGAACCGCAUCGAAGAUGUCAAUUCCGACCUCCUGUCCUACUCCAGCAGAGCUACUGAACACCACCAGAACCUAUCCAACCUAGAACGCCUGGUCAAGAGUCUACAGACGGAGAACUACACGCUCAAAAACGAGGUUACCAUAGUACGCGACAAGUUCGCGGCAUCGUUGGAUCAAGUCAACAAGCAGGUAGCAGCCGCGAUGGUCACCACCAAAAAUGGCCGAGAAGAAAAAACAAAGGAAGAAAAAGAAAGUCUAGCAAAGUUAGAAUGUGGGUUUGAGCAUUUAGGGCUUCGGAUGAAAGAGUUGGCGCAGGGGAUGGUCGAGUUGAAGAUGGGUAUGGCUGGUAUGGAGAAGAAGUGUGAGUGUUUGGCUGUGAAGCAGAUGGAGCUUGCAGCAUGGCAAGGUAAAAUGCCGCCGCCAAAGAAGCCUAAUAUUUCUACGCCCAAGAGUCGUGCGGGACGGACGCAGACUGGGGUUCGUGCGAGUCUUAUUGUAUCUUUGAGAUAUAGUAAGACUGCUGAAGGGAAAGAUGACUAUCAUGGCAAACAAGCUAGCUCAUUCACCCAGAUGACAUACCCGGCUAAUGAAGCGACUAUGUCGACCAUGACCGACUCAUUAAUACCGGACUCUAUGCCUGUAUACCCCGCCAUUUCACCAAUCGAUUUACUCUUCCAGAAAAUCAAACAAGAUGAUCGGGGGUUGUAUGACUAUUUCACUUUUGCCGCCGAAUUACGCUCCGAGCUGCCUCGACGGAAGCAGGAAGGACACAUGGUCGAGGCCUUUUUCGAUGGUCUAUCCAACGACAGCGCAGUCAAGAUGGCGAUGGAAGAAUAUCUUGAUGCGCUGGGCUGGAUCUGGAGCAAUGUCGAGGGUUUCUGUAGGCGCGAUCAGCAAGGGUACAACACUAGAUCGCGGACACGAGCAAGCGCUACGAAAUCUAGAGUCAAGUCGGUGGCUAGAAAGGGAACAGUCGAAAAAGAUAAGAGCCAACUAUAG
Molecule: messenger RNA, 1104 nt
Organism: Talaromyces rugulosus
Lineage: Eukaryota; Fungi; Ascomycota; Eurotiomycetes; Eurotiales; Trichocomaceae
Exons: 2
Coding region: 1-1104 (367 amino acids)
Source: RefSeq, a predicted model, not a curated record